AUGUCCUGGAACUGGUCGUUAUUGAUGAAUGCUUACGAUAUGAACGACCUUGGCGAAUGGUGGCCCCUUGACACCAUGAAUAUAAAUUCCGACGCGACUGCUCCGGUUGAGAGCACGAGGAACGAGGAUCAGGGCUCGACCCAUGUUAUUGAACACGCACCGCUCGUCGACGCAUCUGCGUGGAGUACGUUCGAUUAUGGUUCGGUCCCGGCCUACCCCGCGCGUGGCCUUCGAUCCGACCUCCGGGCUCAGUCUACAUCGUCUUAUGGUAUAAAUACUCGACUACGCCCAAGUCUUGGUCCCACUUCCAGCGCUGACGACCGCCUACCCCAACGCGCCAGCACCGUCGAACACGCCUUUCCCAUCCCUACUCCCCCAACCACAGCCGGCUCACUGUAA
Messenger RNA from Serendipita indica DSM 11827, 399 nucleotides. The record is from the annotation of a GenBank genome assembly. Lineage: Eukaryota; Fungi; Basidiomycota; Agaricomycetes; Sebacinales; Serendipitaceae.